AUGAUGGCCACAAAUCCUCCACUAUACCAAUCUCCCAAGCGCAAACGAGAACCUUCCGAGUCCGACUAUUUCAGUCCUUCAGCAUCCCCGACAUCAAGCGGCUCUAUCGCGAGUCUGCACGAAACUAGGUUGCGGGAAGAGGAUGAGGUCGGACGCCACAGCCCUCGAGCCGCGGUGGCCGGUCGAUUUAGAGACUUAGCAAUUCAGGGUGAAGGACUCACAAUCCUGCGACAGCCAAACAGAGACAUCCAACCUGAGCCAUAUAUGUUGCCAGAGCAGGAGAAAAGUGUUGUGGGAAAGUCCGAUGUAACGCAUGCGGUCUGGCAGCCCGACAAUAAGCAGAGGGAGAUCACCGAGGUGCCUGAUCAACAGUUGGCAUCUGAGUUGUCCACUACUACACAUACAACUGACACUCCCACUACUCCAUCUUUAUCUCCCUCCAAAAGGAAAUCCAUCCACCCGCGCAAACAGCUCCAACCCAACUCUCCGUCAAAAAACCGGAAGCAAAGACGCUCGCCCCCUCCAGUUGAUACUUCAAAUGAAGAUCCAUUCACCUGGCACGACCAUGAGAUAACGGGACAUGACCCAACGGAUCCCACGGACGACGGCUAUGGUAUUAAUGGGGUAGGCUUCAGGCCUACUGCGGCAACAGCGUGGGCACGAUCUCAAAAACGACAGAAACAAGUCGCCGAGUGGAAAAACCGUGAAGCACGGGAAGCUCGCGAAAAAAGAAGAGAACGAAGACACGGGAAUGGGAGUCUGGAUAGAAUUCAUGGUAUUCAACAAAGCUCCCUUCCGAAACGGGUCAAGUUUGAUGUCGAAGCCGAAAUAUCUAGCAAAGAUCUUUCCCCAUCAUAG
Messenger RNA from Penicillium verhagenii, 858 nucleotides. RefSeq lists its product as uncharacterized. Bases 1 to 858 code for a protein of 285 amino acids. The record is from RefSeq and is a predicted model, not a curated record. The transcript has a single exon. NCBI's taxonomy places the organism in Eukaryota, Fungi, Ascomycota, Eurotiomycetes, Eurotiales, Aspergillaceae.